AAACACAUACUGUAAUCGUUCUGUUGAUUAUAUUGCGGCUAUUGCAAAGCGAAAAGGCAUCUUGAAGAUAAUCGCGAAAGGGCUUAUUUGUGGACUUUGGAAAGUCGUAAUUUUCGUCUCAGGUGUGUUUUUUUCUGAGUGAGGGUCGUCCAUUUCGUUGUUUGUCUGUUUCGGUGAUUGGCAAGAGUCAUCGGCGACUGGGAUAUGAUGUCGCUGCACUUUUCAGGACAUCUCAUUGAACAUGGUCAUCAUGAAAAUUCUGUCCGAGCCGCAGAAAAAGCCGGAAUUUUUUUACCUGGUUCUCCAGGAACGUAUCGCAAGAUCAGCGCCACCGCACAGCUGACUAAUGCAAAACCUAAGAAAGUUACGGCUGGCAACGCUCUAGCAAACAAAAUGGCAGACGUUACAGAAGUAGCUGUUUCAACCUGGCCAAACGAUAAAGAUUCCUACGAAUUGGGAGAAGUUAUCGGCGUUGGUGCUACUGCUAUUGUUCAUAGUGCUUUUUGUAAGCCACGUAAGGAGAAAUGUGCAAUAAAGCGAAUAAAUUUAGAAAAAUGGAACACAAAUAUGGAUGAACUUUUGAAAGAAAUUCAAGCCAUGAGUGCCUGUAACCAUGAAAAUGUUGUUAGUUACUUCACAUCAUUUGUAGUGAAAGAAGAGUUAUGGCUUGUGAUAAAACUUUUAUCGGGAGGGUCUCUGUUAGAUAUAAUUAAACAUAAAAUGAAAAUGGAAGACUGUAAACAUGGAGUAUUUGAUGAAGCAACUGUAGCCACAGUCUUGAGAGAGGUUUUAAAAGGUUUAGAAUAUUUUCACAAUAAUGGCCAAAUUCAUAGGGAUAUAAAAGCUGGAAAUAUUUUGCUUGGCGAUGAUGGAACUGUUCAAAUUGCAGAUUUUGGUGUGAGCUCAUGGCUUGCAACUGGAGGCGAUUUGUCCCGGCAAAAGUCGAGGCAUACUUUUGUUGGCACCCCUUGCUGGAUGGCACCCGAAGUAAUGGAACAAGUCACUGGUUAUGAUUUCAAAGCAGACAUAUGGAGUUUUGGGAUAACUGCAAUUGAACUUGUCACUGGAACUGCGCCAUAUCAUAAAUAUCCUCCAAUGAAGGUUCUAAUGUUGACUCUUCAAAAUGACCCACCAACCAUUGACACUGUGGCUGAAGAUAAAGAUCAAUAUAAAAAUUAUGGUAAAACUAUUAGAAAGAUGAUAACAGAUUGUUUACAGAAAGAUCCUACAAAAAGGCCUACGGCAGCUGAGCUUCUUAAACAUCCCUUCUUUAAGAAAGCUAAAGAUCGCAAGUACUUGAUACAGAUGUUAGUGUCAUGUGCACCUAGCUUAGAGACAAGAGCCCAGAAACUUAAAAAUACAAAAAGAGCUCCUGGCACCAGUGGACGUCUACACCGUACUGAAGCUGGGGAUUGGGUUUGGUCUUCAGAUGAAGAAGAUGAAAAAAAUCCUGAAUCAGACUCUCCAUCCAAAAAGCCUUCAGAACCUGUUCAAAACCAAGAAAAGCCAAAAGAGUUGAAUCAACCAGUCAGUCUUCCAAUUGAUACUCCUCCUACAUCCAAUGAGAAUACACCUCCUAAAGGCCAACAACCAUCUCAAACAAAUGUUCCUCCUGUAGAAGAUGAUGCAUUAACCGAUGAAUCGAGUGAAUCCCAAUUGGUAAAUCUGGUUCUUAGGAUACGAAAUGAAAAUAAAGAAUUAAAUGAUAUUAGAUUUGAAUAUGUUCCUGAUAGAGAUACAGCAGAUGGAAUUGCUUCUGAACUUGUUGGCGCUGGUCUUGUUAAUGGCAAAGAUAUGAUUGUUGUUGCUGCAAAUUUGCAAAAAUUAGUGGACAAUUUAUCGCUAAAGUCUACUGUAUUUGCCUUGAAUCCAGUAUCGAAUACUAGUGAAAUACCAGAUGAAAAAACACUGACAGGCUUCGCACAGCUCUCAGUAGUGACAGAAUAAAUAACUCAUCUUUGGACCAAAGUCAACCCACUUUCAUUCAGUUCUAAAAGAAAACCUAGUCCAGCCUUCCUGGCAGUCGCUUUGCCGGCCACCAUUCACACUUGCCUCUUAUGUCUGGAGAAACUUUUGCUUCACUUACUGUGAAAGAUUUAUAUAUAGUUCAUUUAUUUAUGAUAUGAAAAAAAAAGCCAACUUAAUAUAUAUAUAUAUUUUGGACUUGUGCCUUUUGUAACAGACUUCUUUUGUGUUUGUGUCCUAUGUCUCAUCCCUUGCUAGUUCAUAAAUUUUGCUUAUCAAAGUGUUUUUUUUUUUUUUCUUCCUCUUUUUAUUUGCACAAAAGGGGCCUUACAAUGCUGUGUCUUCUUAUCCCUUUUGAAUAUGCAGAAUAAAGCUUUAGUACUGUUU
This is a messenger RNA of Parasteatoda tepidariorum (common house spider), 2352 nucleotides long. It is a transcript of the gene fray, whose product is annotated as oxidative stress responsive kinase frayed. The record is from RefSeq and is a predicted model, not a curated record. Gene Ontology annotation, biological process: protein phosphorylation. Gene Ontology annotation, molecular function: ATP binding; protein serine/threonine kinase activity. Lineage: Eukaryota; Metazoa; Arthropoda; Arachnida; Araneae; Theridiidae. Gene Ontology annotation, cellular component: cytoplasm.